This is a messenger RNA of Scylla paramamosain (green mud crab), 1774 nucleotides long. It is a transcript of the gene betaggt-II, whose product is annotated as geranylgeranyl transferase type-2 subunit beta-like. Gene Ontology annotation, molecular function: Rab geranylgeranyltransferase activity. NCBI's taxonomy places the organism in Eukaryota, Metazoa, Arthropoda, Malacostraca, Decapoda, Portunidae. Gene Ontology annotation, biological process: protein geranylgeranylation. The transcript has 7 exons. Gene Ontology annotation, cellular component: Rab-protein geranylgeranyltransferase complex. Bases 122 to 1123 code for a protein of 333 amino acids. The record is from RefSeq and is a predicted model, not a curated record.
AGAGAGAGAGAGAGAGAGAGAGAGAGAUCAUGAAUUUGCGCAGCGCCGUGACAAAAGUUUCCCGUCAUCCCAAGACAGUGCGGCGGUAAACAGUAAACACGCCCAGCUGACACACGCAACUAUGGGGAGCCACCCUAAAGAUGUGGAGAUCACCGAUGAACACCCCAAGAGUCUCCUGCUGCAGAAACAUGCGGACUACAUCCUCAGCUACACCAAGAAGAAGGAGGACUAUGAGUACACCAUGACCGAACACUUCCGCAUGUCUGGGAUGUACUGGGGCCUCACCGCCAUGGACAUCCUGAGCCAGCUGGACAAGAUGAGCCGCACAGAGGUGGUUGAGUUCAUCCGCCAGUGUCAGGACGCAGAGUCAGGUGGCUUCUCCCCGAGUCUGGGCCAUGACCCCCACCUUCUCUUCACCCUCAGUGCUGUGCAGAUCCUGGUGAUGCUGGAGGCCACGGAGGAGGUGAGCGUGGAGGGCGUGGUGCGGUACGUCAGCAGCCUGCAGAAUGAGGACGGCUCCUUCUCAGGUGACAAGUGGGGGGAGGUGGACACACGCUUCUCCUUCUGUGCCGUGGCCUGUCUGGCGCUGCUGAAGCGACUGGAAUCCCUGAACCUGGACAAAGCCGUGGAGUUUGUGAUGCGCUGCCAAAAUGUGGACGGAGGCUUUGGCACACGGCCCGGCUCAGAGAGUCAUGCUGGCCAGAUUUACUGCUGUCUGGGGCUGCUCUCCAUUGCAGGCCAGCUGCACCAAGUGAAUGGGGACCUACUGGGGUGGUGGCUCUGUGAACGGCAGCUGCCCUCUGGUGGUCUCAACGGGCGGCCGGAGAAGCUGCCUGACGUGUGCUACUCCUGGUGGGUGCUGGCAUCCCUCAGCAUGCUGGGCCGCCUCCACUGGAUCAACUCUGCCAAGAUGCGCCUCUUCAUCAUGGCCACACAGGAUCCCGAGACUGGAGGCUUCACAGACCGGCCAGGAGACAUGGUUGACCUCUACCACACACUCUUUGGUCUGGCCGGGUUGUCGCUGCUGGGGGAGACGGGCCUCAAGGAAAUCAACCCUGUGUUCUGCAUGCCCCAGUACAUCAUGACACGGCUUGGAAUCUCAGUGCAAAUUGUAUCGCCGUGAAGGAGGGUGUUCUAACCUGCUUGUGGUAUCUACAUAGCAUAUACUGUACACUGUGAUUGGGGGCUGAGGAGUGUUUUGUACAGAACGUUCUUGAUUUGUACAAGGAUAUGUUAUGAAUGAGUGCCUAAUGUGGGUUUGCAUUUGAUUAUAUGUGAAAUGAGAGGAAUUUAUCAAACAGUUUGGCUAAAUUAUCUCAUUGGGAUUUCUGGUAAAUGCUGGUAUGUAAAAUUUUGUAUAUACGAGUAUUUUGAAUUAUAUUUAUUGAUUAGGGGAACAAAUAUUUAAAAUUUGCAAAUUCUAACCUUGUAUAAAUCAAGAAACUGCUGUCAUGUUAGGCAAUUUUUUUGUGGGAGUUAAUUUUGUUUCAAUUUGUUAUAAGAAAAUUUUUGUUACAUAUUUUUCCAUGUUUGUAACUUUUAAUAGAACAACUUCAAGACUUCAUACAAAUUCUGGUGGUAUUUCUAUCAUUUAGUAAGUUGUAAAAAUUACUGGAUUAUUCAUUUAAUACACAUAGGUAGAAAGUAUGUAGUUUUCCUCAACAUUCACAAAGCCUUGAAACAACUCUGGCCAGGGUCUAAUAAAACCAGCCAGACACAUAUGAUUGUACUGAAUGCAAGUUUGAAUGGUGCAUAAAUGGAUGCAUGGCACACA